GAGAGAAACUCCUGAGGGCGGAGGGAGGCUGUGGUGAGCUAAUAUACUAGAAACCACCGCCUCUUCAAAUUGCACUGAACAACUCUCAGCAAAACCUGUACGUUUUAUACGAUCGAAUACAAAAACAAAACACUGAAAUGGGAAGUCUGCGGUUUCCAGGGUGACCCUGGCUUGCUCGCGGGAGUUCGACUUUCUUUCAGUCGUACAGUAAAAACAGGAAAGCCGGCGAGAAGUUCAGUUGCUCCAGUACUUUUUUUUUUUUUUUUUAAACUCACCUCCCCUUCCCUGAAGAGUUUGAUUCAAAGUUGAGAGCCAAGAUGGCGGCCGAUUCUGUGCAGGGUGAUGCCAGAAGACAUUUGGUCUCUGAGCGGCUUGGCUUGGGCCACAACCUGGACCUCUCUGACACGAUGGUGCAACAGAAACUCGACGAAAUCAAGGACCAGAUCAAGAGGGAGAUCCGCAAGGAACUUAAAAUUAAAGAGGGGGCGGAGAACCUCAGAAAAGUUACAACUGACAAGAAAAGUUUGGCCUAUGUGGACAACAUGUUGAAAAAGUCAAAUAAAAAGGUGGAGGAACUACAUCAGGAGCUGCAGGAAUUAAAUGCACAUAUUGUAGUGAAGGAUCCAGAAGAGCUGUUAGAUUGCCCUAGAACGCCAGACACCCCCAGUAAUACCUCCACAAACAGCAGACUAGCAGCUUUGAAGAAGCAGCAUGAUAUUGAACUAAAAGUGAAACAGGGAGCAGAGAACAUGAUCCAAAUGUAUUCAAAUGGCUCUUCAAAGGAUCGUAAACUGCUUGGAACAGCACAACAAAUGCUCCAAGACAGUAAGACAAAAAUAGAAGUCAUUAGGAUGCAGAUUCUGAAAGCAAUCCAGACUAGUGAAAUGGCUUUUGAUAAUACAGAAGGUAUAGCCAAACCUGUGAUCAGCCCGCUUGAGCUGCGGAUAGAGGAACUGAGACACCACUUCCGGAUAGAAUACGCAGUUGCAGAAGGAGCCAAGAAUGUCAUCAAGCUGCUUGGAUCUGGAAAAGUCACUGACAAGAAAGCACUUUCUGAAGCUCAAGCCAGAUUUAAUGAGUCAAGCCAGAAAUUAGACCUUUUAAAAUACUCAUUGGAGCAAAGGUUGAAUGAGCUUCCCAAGAACCAUCCGAGUAGCAGUAUUAUAAUAGAAGAACUGUCUUUGGUAGCAUCGCCAAUAUUAAGCCCUCGACACAGUAUCAUUUCUACACAAAAUCAAUACAGCACAGUCGCCAAACCAGCUGCAUUAACAGGUACCCUAGACGUCAGACUAAUGGGCUGCCAAGACCUUUUGGAGAAUGUUCCCGGCCGAUUAAAAACUACAUCCGUUCCUCUACCGGGAUGGAGCCCAAGUGAAGCCAGGUCUUCCUUUAUGAGCAGGACUACCAAAAAUAGGAGUGGAAGCAGUCGAAACCUUUCGAAAACAGAUGACUUGUCCAAUGAGAUCAGUGCUGUGUUGAAGUUGGACAACACAGUUGUUGGGCAGACUGGCUGGAAACCUAUUUCUAAUCAAUCGUGGGAUCAGAAGUUUACACUGGAGCUGGAUCGGUCGCGUGAGUUAGAAAUGUCUGUGUAUUGGCGAGACUGGCGGUCACUUUGCGCUGUCAAGUUUCUGCGGUUAGAGGAUUUCCUUGACAAUCAACGGCAUGGAAUGGUUCUGUACCUCGAACCUCAGGGUACACUGUUUGCAGAGGUUACAUUUUUUAACCCUGUUAUUGAAAGGAGACCAAAACUUCAAAGGCAGAAAAAGAUAUUUUCAAAGCAACAAGGCAAAACAUUUUUGCGAGCCCCUCAAAUGAAUAUUAAUAUUGCAACAUGGGGAAGACUGGUGAGGAGAGCAAUCCCUUCAAUAAAUAACUCUGGCACAUUUAGCCCUCAGGUUCAAGUGCCUGCAGCAGUGCCAGGGGAUACACUGAUCCCAGAAUCCCCUUCGUCACCGAGUGACUCAACAGUGACAAAGUUAGAAUUUGAACAGGAACCCCCUCCAGCUCCUAAGAGACAUUCCUCUGUGGUUGAGAUUAGAGAGUCCAUGCCAGAAAUUAAGAUUGCAGAUUGCAUGCAGAUACAGGAUGCAUUGGCAACGUUUGACUUUCUGAAUGACAGAAAUAGCAUUGUACCCAGACCAGAGACACAAGUUGUUGCUAAGAAUGAAGUUAAGCAGCCAGAUUUGGAGUUCAUGACUGUACCAGAACCUACAAAUAGCAGGGUGCAGCAAAGAUUUCAGUUCGGCCUCAGUGAUUUCCAUUGUGUUGCAGUGCUGGGCCGUGGGCAUUUUGGAAAGGUGCUGCUUGCCGAAUACAAAAACACAGGAGAAAUGUUUGCCAUCAAAGCCUUAAAGAAAGGAGACAUUGUAGCACGUGAAGAGGUAGACAGCCUUAUGUGUGAGAAGAGAAUCUUCGAAACUGUGAACUGUGUCCGGCAUCCGUUUUUGGUGAACCUUUUUGCCUGUUUUCAAACCAAAGAUCAUGUAUGUUUUGUCAUGGAAUAUGCUGCUGGAGGAGAUCUUAUGAUGCACAUUCAUGCAGAUGUGUUUUGUGAACCUAGGGCUGUGUUUUAUGCUGCUUGUGUUGUCCUUGGUUUGCAGUUUUUGCACGAACAUAAGAUAGUGUACAGAGAUUUAAAGCUGGAUAAUCUGCUGCUUGACACUGAAGGCUAUGUAAAGAUUUCGACUUUGGCCUUUGCAAAGAAGGGUAUGGGAUUUGGAGAUCGUACAAGUACGUUUUGCGGUACUCCUGAGUUUCUUGCUCCAGAAGUAUUAACAGAAACAUCCUACACACGGGCAGUGGAUUGGUGGGGACUUGGUGUACUGAUCUUUGAGAUGUUAGUUGGUGAGUCUCCUUUCCCAGGUGAUGAUGAAGAGGAGGUGUUUGACAGUAUCGUUAAUGACGAAGUCCGUUACCCAAGAUUCCUGUCUACUGAAGCCAUCUCCAUAAUGAGAAGGUUGCUGAGGAGAAAUCCAGAAAGGCGUCUUGGAGCAGGGGAAAAAGAUGCUGAAGAAGUGAAAAAGCACCCAUUUUUCCGAAACGUUGAUUGGAAUGGUCUGUUAUCAAAGAAGGUGAGGCCUCCAUUUGUACCUACAGUUAAAGGCAGUGUGGACGUCAGUAACUUCGAUGAUGAAUUUACCUCGGAAGCACCCAUUCUGACCCCACCUCGGGAGCCCAGGGUCCUUACAGCGGACGAGCAAGAAAUGUUCCUAGAUUUUGAUUAUAUAGCAGACUGGUGUUAGACCUCAGACUUUCAACACUGUGAAACGCAAUAGCUGACUGUAGCUCACAACCUCCUCUUCUGAAGAACAGGAGUUCUUCCAGCCUGUUGUGCACUCAGUGCCAUUUAGGGAUCCUUGACUUUUAAAGCAAAUGAAGAUUAUUUUUCCCCUAUAUAUUAUAUAUAUAUAUAUAUAUAUAUAUAUAUAUAUAUAUAUAUAUAUAUAUAUAUAUAUAUA
Messenger RNA from Polyodon spathula (Mississippi paddlefish), 3461 nucleotides. RefSeq names its product serine/threonine-protein kinase N2-like. The transcript is spliced from 22 exons. Gene Ontology annotation, biological process: protein phosphorylation; signal transduction. The record is from RefSeq and is a predicted model, not a curated record. Lineage: Eukaryota; Metazoa; Chordata; Actinopteri; Acipenseriformes; Polyodontidae. The coding region runs from base 318 to 3245 and encodes 975 amino acids. Gene Ontology annotation, molecular function: ATP binding; protein serine/threonine kinase activity; small GTPase binding.